Messenger RNA from Labrus mixtus (cuckoo wrasse), 1860 nucleotides. Its product is annotated as atrial natriuretic peptide receptor 1-like. Bases 592 to 1860 code for a protein of 422 amino acids. Gene Ontology annotation, biological process: vasodilation; regulation of blood pressure. Lineage: Eukaryota; Metazoa; Chordata; Actinopteri; Labriformes; Labridae. The record is from RefSeq and is a predicted model, not a curated record. Gene Ontology annotation, cellular component: membrane. The transcript has 5 exons. Gene Ontology annotation, molecular function: natriuretic peptide receptor activity; peptide hormone binding.
UUCAGUCCGGUCUGAUCAGUGCAACAGCCGGCAGGACUAACCGGAGCAGCAAUCACGGUUCAGCUCUGAUUUACCUGCGGAUGAAUCAUUUACAACAAAGUGAACCGGGUGCAAGCGAGCAUUCACCUGCAGGACUAUAGGAAGCAAACCAGAAGCUCUACCAAAUUAUUUAAAAGACGGACUUUACCUGCAGGAUUUAAACGCCUCAUUUAAUCUGAAUUGGAAUGACUGAGCACCUUGGAGAACCGCGGAAGUUGAAAUAUCCCUAAAGGCGGAUGCAUAUGAUUUUUCAAACAGUUUUAACGCCAUUUUUUGCGUUUUUAAACCUAUUUUGAAACACUUGAAGGUUGGACAAAUGACACUGGUGCUUAGCCUACAGAAAACGUGAGCAUGUAACGUUAAUUUGAAAGUUUACUACAAUAUUUAACGGCGGAUUUAAAUCCUGAGAUUGGCAUAUUUUUUUUGCCAAACUUUUAAACUUUUAUCUUCAGAUUUCCGUCAGCAGUCUUCCCUUAAAGACUGCCGUGAAGAAGAGAUCUACACAACGACUGAAAAUUAACGGGAUAAAUAAUUCAGCCGCGGUGGAAGUGGAUGACCUGCUGCGAGAGGAUGGCUUGUUGGAAAGAUGGCACCACUCUCCUGCUGGUUCUGCUCCUGCUCGUCCUGCGUCCGGUCAGCGGUCGGUUGCCUCGGCACCGGAGCUUAAGGAAAGCUCGAGGGCAUCAUGAACACCGGCCGCAACAAAACAUCACACUGGCUGUCAUCUUACCGCAGAGCAACACAGAUUAUCCUUGGGCUUGGCCUCGCAUCGGCCCCGCCUUGGAGAGGGCCGUCAGGAACGUCAACGCCGACCCCACCCUGCUCCCUGACCACCAACUCGUCUACGCCUUCAAAAACAGCGAGAACAAAAACGGCAUCUGCUCCGAGUCCAUCGCCCCGCUCAUGGCCGUGGACCUGAAAUUCGCCUACGACCCCUGGGCGUUCAUCGGACCCGGCUGCUCCUACACCGCCUCCCCCGUCGGCCUCUUCACCACCCACUGGGAUGUUCCCAUGGUGACGGCAGGCGCCCCGGCUGUGGCCUUUUACGGCGGUGUCUACCCGUCCAUCACCAACACAGGCCCCACCCACAAGAAGCUCGGGAAGUUCGCCCUGCGAAUCUGCGAGCACUUUGGGUGGCGGGAGCACGUGAUGCUCAUGUUCAACGACAACAAGGAGGAUGAUCGGCCGUGUUACUUUGCAGUGGAGGGUUUGUUCACGGAGCUGAAGAGCAUCAACAUUUCCCUCGUCGACAGAGUGUUUGAAGAGAACAAGCCGCCCAUCAACUACUCCCAAAUCCUCUCCGACGUCCAGAACGACGGCCGAGUGAUGUUUGUGUGCUGCUCGCCUGAUGUCUUCAGGAAGCUGAUGGUUGAGUUUCGGCGUGCAGAUCUUCCCCAUGAGCAGUACGUCUUCUUCUACAUCGACGUGUUCGGAGACAGCCUGAACUCCAAACAUGGACAGCCGUGGGCGCGUGGGGACGAGGACGACGCCAUCGCCAGGGAGGCCUUCCAGAGCGUGAAGAUCCUGACGUACAGAGAGCCUCAGAACGGCGAGUACCGAGAGUUUGUGAGAAGCCUGAAGACGGACGCACACAACAUGUUCAACUACACCGUAGAGGACUCACUGAUGAACAUCAUCGCUGGAGGUUUUUACGACGGUUUGAUGCUCUACACGCACGCUCUGAACGAAACCAUGACGCUGUCCGGUGGCCGGCCUCCGGGGAAGGUUGUCAACGACAGGAUGUGGAAUCGAACCUUCCACGGUGAGUGGACGCUGAAACUUUUUCUUUGUCUUGUAAAAAGCUUAAGAGAUUUAUUUUGA